AUGGACACUUUAGACAAUCACAAUAAUAACUAGUUGCAAUAAAACAUUGAUAACUAAAUUGCUAGAAAAAUGUGGUGUCACACAUGCAAAUUUGAAUUUUAAACUGCAAAUUCAACAUCAUUCGAAUGUGUUAAAUGUAAGAAUGAUUUUUGUGAAGAAAUAGAACCUCAAAUUGAGUAAAUAGACGAUCCAAGAUAGUUUGUUCCUUUUGGUGAAGAGUAGAAUCAAACUAAUAACUAAUAACAAUUCCAAAGAAAUGUUUAGAAUUCUUAAUAAAACAACCUUCAAAAUGUUUAGUAUCCCUAAUAAAAUAAUCGCAUGGGAAGUGCAUCAACUAUUCGUACAAAUAUCAAUCGCUAAGGUCAAGGUCAAGGUUAACCUACACUAUCUUAUUCUAUUUCAAUUUAGUCUACUUAGCUUGAAAAUCCAUUCUUCGGAAUUAAUAACCUCAUUUCAAAUUUAUUCCCUGUAACAUCUCAACGUACAGGCCUAUUUGGAAUGAAUGACAACAACUUUGAUAAUAUAAUUGACUUCUUGAUGCGUAAUGACCCAAAUGUUUAUGGUACUCCACCUGCUUCUGAAAAUUCCAUUUCUAAUUUACCAACUGUUACUUUCUCAACAGAAUAAGUAAAAGAAGAAACCCUAUGUGAAUGUAGUGUCUGCAAGGAAGAAUUUACAGAAGGAGAACAAUUAGUUAAAAUGCCAUGCAAUCAUAUGUAUCAUAGCAGCUGUUUAGUCACUUGGCUUAAGAUGCACAACUCUUGUCCUACUUGCCGUUACGAACUACCAACUGAUAAUUAGGAUUAUGAACGCAGAAAAUAAUAAAGAAAUAAUUAAAAUCAAAACCGCAGAAAUUGA
This is a messenger RNA of Tetrahymena thermophila SB210, 858 nucleotides long. Its product is annotated as zinc finger, C3HC4 type (RING finger) protein. The record is from RefSeq and is a predicted model, not a curated record. Lineage: Eukaryota; Ciliophora; Oligohymenophorea; Hymenostomatida; Tetrahymenidae. The transcript has 2 exons.